AUGCUGCACUACGAGGAUGUUAUCAUCGAAGAUAAAGGAGCCUCUUCAACCGAAGCAGGGGUUCGCCAUCGUAUACCUUGGAGCGAUCGGAUGUCAUUGAAUAGCGAUAUACCAGGAUUACACGAAGUAAAGGAACUGUUGGAAGAUGACGAUGUUAGCUGCCUUGCCGAGGAGGAGGAUGGUGUUGGAUGUCCUUUACCAUCGACUCCUGAAGAUGAUCACUUAUUGGAUUGCGAGAUGACAGAGGUUUUGAAAGCUGGAGUCCUUAGUAACGAAAUUGACUUAGGUGCCUUAGCUCAUAACGCCGCAGAACAGGCUGAGGAAUUUGUUCGUAAGGUAUGGGAAGCAUCCUGGAAGCAGUGUCAUUUCCGAAAUCUGCCACGGUGGCUGCAGGACAACGACUUUCUGCAUGCCGGCCACAGACCACCUCUCCCUUCCUUUUACGCCUGCUUCAAAAGUAUCUUUCGUAUUCACACUGAAACAGGCAAUAUUUGGACGCAUUUGCUGGGUUGUGUGGCUUUUAUAGGGAUCGCCGUGUUCUUUUUAUCACAACCUCCCGUUGAGAUUCAACUGGAAGAGAAAUUGGUAUUUGGGAUAUUUUUUGCUGGAGCGAUCAUUUGCUUGGGACUAUCCUUUGCUUUUCACACGGUACACUGCCACAGCGAGUGCGUUGGGAAAUUAUUUUCUAAGCUUGACUACUGUGGUAUCGCGAUGCUCAUUAUGGGCAGCUUCGUACCAUGGCUAUAUUACGGUUUUUACUGUGAUUAUCAGCCCAAGUUGAUCUACUUGUCGGUGGUUGUAAUACUUGGAAUAACGAGCAUCGUCGUUUCACUUUGGGAAAGAUUUGGUGAACCUAAUUACAGGCCAUUAAGAGCUGGUGUGUUUAUGGGUUUUGGCUUUAGCGGGAUCAUUCCAGCGGUUCAUUACGCAGUAGCCGAAGGUUGGUUUAAAGCUAUCAGUCAGGCUUCGUUGGGAUGGUUAAUUCUGAUGGGAUGUUUGUACAUACUUGGAGCAAUGUUCUAUGCAUUAAGGGUACCGGAACGAUUUUUCCCUGGGAAAUUUGACAUAUGGUUUCAGAGUCACCAAAUAUUCCACGUACUAGUAAUUGCAGCGGCUUUCGUGCAUUAUCACGGAAUAACAGAAAUGGCCAUGUAUCGGAUGACAGUGGGCGACUGUUCAAAUUCACCGCAGAUGAUAGCGUUUUAGUCGUUCAUUCUUAGUUAGUUAAAAUUCCUCUCAUGUCACAGCAUUUAAUUUGCACGAAUUCGACAAAGCACGGAGUCUUAUUGCAUAAGAGGGUGCGUCGGAAGAAUUCUAAUUUGAAGUACCUAGGAGAACUCGAGCACUGGUCUAGUACUCUUGUGGGUUUUCUUAAGGAUCUUAUUUAAUUCAUUAAGUUCAUCAUACGCGUUAGAUUCUGUAUCUACAUGUAUAGACCAUGUUGUUUUUUUUUCUUUGUUAGAAGUUUUCAUGGGAGUUUGUUCAUAUUUUCUGUAGAUUCUAUAUUUUAUAUUAUUUUUAUCUCAAUCGCGCUGGAUCGGCUUGAAUGUUAAAGAUUGAGACUAAGGCGCCAAAUGUGAAAUCCUUAAAGCAUAGCGAUGUAAAGUAUUUACAUUUAGAUAUUACCUUUGCAUAAUUUUUGCCUACACUCGGGUCCAAAAUGUACAUAGUAUUUCAUUUGAGGUUGUCAGGGCCGCGAAUACGGUGCAUUUUAUGACAUAUUUGGAGGACUUGUACUUUUUACGUUUAUUUUUCAAUCCUAACUGCAAUGUAUACACGUCACUUUUGAAGACUAAAUGAUAUAUAACUUGUACAGUAUGCACGUGUAUGGAUAAAGAUUUAAAACAACCUGUUUCUUCUACAAAACGUUCUAACGAUAAUUGAUUUUUCCUCCGUGUAAUCGAGUUGUAACGCUACAAACUAUUGAAAUUCCAUGCGUAGUGACAUUUCAUCAGAACCCAAGUCUGACUGAAAUUUGUUUUUGUAUGUUAAAAAGCAAAGGACAAAUUCUUUUCCCAUUUCGUACAAAGGAGCUUGUAUAUACAAAUGAUCAACAAUGUUUGACUACCUCAUUACGUUAAGCAAUUAAGUAAUUUCUUCGGACACACUAAUGAAAUGCUUUGUACAUCCGUGUGUAGCAUAAAAUGAGCUCGGAGAAUUGCUCUAGUUGUAUCGAAUGUUCACAUCUGACUUGGCUAUUGUUGAUGUUACGGUCAAUUUCAUAUACAGUGUUUCAAUGUAUCUAUUAUUUGAAAGAUGUAGUUUGGAUAAAAAGGAGAACAGUUUUGGGGGGGGUCUUUGGAAACAAAAUUUAACCUACGAAUGAAAACAAAACAUUUGUCAAAAUUAUAAGAAUAAGUGGCAUGUUUUUGGUAUGCGACCAAAAUUUACGAUCCACUCUCACAGGUGCAUUCGACAUUCUAAUUUUGUUUUUGCCAUGGCUAGUAACAACGAAAUGGUCAGGUAUUAUCUCACGUGUAAUCUAUUUGCGAGAAAAGGAAGAUAACUUUAUUUUUUUAGAGCAGGUCAUUUCUAUCACCUGGAUUGUUUACAUGUAUUAAAGUAUUAGCAAGAGCGAUCCUUGAACAACUAGAUGUCACGUUGAUGGUCCCAGGUUCAAACGAGUAGCAAAGCGGACGAUAAACAGGUGAUGUAAUUGUAAUAAAACUUUUGUAUGUUUUCUAUAAGUUUAUAUCUUUCCAAUGUCUACUCGUUGUUACGUGGCACCGUCGAACUUCAAUGCGAAAGCCAAGACAUAAAGAAGUAUUGUGUCUAAACAUAUUCUGAAAGCAUUAUUUUCUUCUACUAGUGAAAUGUUUAGUAUGUAGAACAACUGUUGUUGAACUUUUUACACAAAUAAAAAGGAAUGUUACUAACAAA
Orussus abietinus is the source of this 2880-nucleotide messenger RNA. RefSeq names its product adiponectin receptor protein (gene AdipoR). Gene Ontology annotation, cellular component: plasma membrane. Bases 1 to 1206 code for a protein of 401 amino acids. NCBI's taxonomy places the organism in Eukaryota, Metazoa, Arthropoda, Insecta, Hymenoptera, Orussidae. The record is from RefSeq and is a predicted model, not a curated record. The transcript has 6 exons. Gene Ontology annotation, biological process: adiponectin-activated signaling pathway. Gene Ontology annotation, molecular function: signaling receptor activity.